Messenger RNA from Cannabis sativa, 1332 nucleotides. RefSeq lists its product as uncharacterized. The coding region runs from base 264 to 1109 and encodes 281 amino acids. The record is from RefSeq and is a predicted model, not a curated record. The transcript has a single exon. NCBI's taxonomy places the organism in Eukaryota, Viridiplantae, Streptophyta, Magnoliopsida, Rosales, Cannabaceae.
GAUUUCUCUCCAGAGACAAGAGAGAGAGGGUUCAGUUUCAAGUUCUUGAAAGCUAUUUUCUCACUCACUCACUCACUUUCUCUUCGCUUCUAUAUAAUUUUCCUUUUAACAUUUUCUUCCCAACCAAACACCUUCAAACCUCCUCUUCUCUCUCCAUAAAUACUUUCCCUCUUUCUCACACAAAUGAAUUAAAUAUUCUCUGUUUUUCAACUUCCAAUCCAAACUCACCUAUUGUUCUGCUCUCCCUCUCUCUCGAUUCUGUAAUGGAUUCGUUCGAUUUCCAUGGCGUCGCUGAGGAGAAGACGAGUUCGACAUCGAAGGAGUUUUACAAUCGCAUUAUAAGUCUCGCGAAGCUUUUCCGUUUCGCGGAACUCUGCGUCGCUCUGUUUCUUGUCAUGUGGAUCUUCAAUCGGCUCCCACUCGCCGUCGAGAUCUCCGGUGGUUACUUUCGCCAGGUUUCAAGCUUCUUAACUAGUCCUCUCUUCGUUUUCUUGCUCUGUAACAUCAUCGUUGUUACUAUCAUCGCCAAUUCCGGAAAACUCUCUGAUCAAAACCAGAUCGCCGACGAUACAGAGUCCGAACUCUACGAGAAAAUCGUUAAGAACAGCAGGGACUGUAAAAAGCUAAAAACCGAUAUCGUUUUGAGUGAGACGGAAGGGACAACGGUCUACGAAGACAAACAAGUGAUAUCUGAGGUGAAUACGACGGUCGUUAUUAAAGAAGCUGAAACAGAUCACUUCGAUCCGUAUUCGGACUUUCCAAAAGUUUACAGGCGAUGGAAAUCGGAGCAAUUCGAGAGAGAAUGUGUGGUGGAGGAGGAUCGCCAUCAUCUCCAACGAUCGGAAUCGGAGAAGUGUAUGGAGAUAGUCGUUUCUGAUCGCGAAAGACAUCCGAUGGAAAAUUUAGCUUCUCACGAUAAAUUGAGUGACGAUGAUUUCAACCGUACAGUAGAAGCAUUCAUCGCGAAACAGUUGAAAUUCCGUCGCCGGGAGCACGGUGGUGGUGAUGGUGGUGGUUGUGGUGUAGAGCUUCAACAUGGGGAUUUGGAAUACGAGAAGUCUGAGGUGUCGUGUUCAUCUCAAUCCACGAUCAAAAUAAUCAACGGCUGAGAUUAAUCGCAAUCCACUACUACUACUAGUCUACUACUACUAAUUUUGAAUGAGCACUAGAAAUUUUUAGAAUAAAGAUAAUUUCUGAUCUUCUUCUUUAUUUGGCUCAAAACUAAAAGCUACUACUACUACUGCUAGUCUACCACAACUAGUUUUUCUGUAAAUGGUUAAUAUUUUCUCACCAAAAAUGGAGUAAAAAGUUAAAUCUAGUUUAUUAUAAAAA